Messenger RNA from Marasmius oreades (fairy-ring Marasmius), 1701 nucleotides. RefSeq lists its product as uncharacterized. The record is from RefSeq and is a predicted model, not a curated record. Gene Ontology annotation, molecular function: protein binding. The transcript is spliced from 8 exons. The coding region runs from base 594 to 1571 and encodes 325 amino acids. NCBI's taxonomy places the organism in Eukaryota, Fungi, Basidiomycota, Agaricomycetes, Agaricales, Marasmiaceae.
UAAAGUGAUUGUAACCGUUUCUGCCCUGAUUGCCGCGCGCGAUUGAAUCACUUGACUCCUCCGCGAAUCAGAGUCGUCAUGAUCUUGUGUUGGCUGUUGACGCGGACAGUCCAUGCACCGAUGCGCAGGACCCAAGUUUUCUGAUGAACUGUAAGUUUUGAAGGAGCAAGCUGCAAAACGACUGGAAAUGCUCACUUCAAGUGCCUCGGAGCCACUUACGCACUUAUCUAGAUUAUAUGAUGGAGCGGUCCUAUUCAACAAUCAAGUUCAUUCCCCACUGACCUUCUAUCUACCUAUUUUCAAAUUCUUACCGAUGUUCUGCAAUAACUCUCAACUUCGUCCGCAAAGAAACGGAACGCGUACGGGAGCAACCGAUUAUAUAUCAAGAGUCGGCCUUUCACCUCACAGCAGAUCUAUUAGGGUUCUGUCUCGGACGCACGUUCGUUCCGAAAUGCGCUGGUCAUAUUUUGGAUCUGCUGUGUUUUAGGCGUUGGGGAUCGAUAUGCCAGGGUCGCCUGCAGGCGGAAUGUUCCAUAUUUCUCUAAUGCUGUGUGACAGCAAACACCCUCCACCGUACUCUUCAUCCACCUUCAAUGUCUGACGGCAGGUCUCGUGGUAUUAAAAACGUGUUGAAACGCGGAGACAGGCGUCUGCGGUGGCUUGUGUUGUCCCUCAUAGUCAGCCUUGGGCUCUUUUUCGGUCUGUUUUUUGGGUUGGACUAUUCGGAAAUACUACGCCGUGGUUGGCCUCUCGCAAAAUGCACUGUUACCUCGUCAGAUGUACAAUCCCGAUACUGUUGCUACAGGCAGUGUUUCUCCUCCUGCAGCAUCCCGGCACUGGGAGUACCCUCGUGUAGCUCGCUCGUUAAUCAGCUCAACGGAGGAUACAAUCCGACCGAUUGUCAGAGGAAUAGUUCGGCAUGUCCUGAGAAUCGUAGUGGAGGGUUAACUUGCGAUGACGGAUAUUACUGUUGUCAGAACUGUUGCAAUACCUGUCAGAGGUGCAGUCAAUCGUGUACCGGCUCGGGAAGUUCUCGUUCGUGUUCUUCAUCGUGCACAUCGUAUCAAUGUAACUGCUAUUGUUGUUCCGCGACCCAACAUCGUUCUUGUACGGUUCAAUGUCCGACGUGCUACAACGCUGUCCUCGGUCUGUCAUACACACCCACCGGCGGUGCAAGGAGGAACGUCACGUAUUCGCAGGAUUUCUCACAAAACCAGGGCGGCGCUGAAAGUUUCGCAAGCAGUAAUGCUGUGGGCACGUCUCAUAAAUGUUAUUACAACAAAAAGAACCUGAACGAGGUAACAUUGGACGUAACAUUCACACCCUGGAAAUGGGUGGUUUCGGCCAUUUUUGGAAUGGUUCCUCUAUUAGCAGUCAUCCUGUUCGCCAGUUUCAUCUAUUGCGGUCGGCCGAUAGUCAAUAAGGCCAGGGCUAUACUUGGGCAGCAUUACCAGUCGACAGGAAAGGCAAGGGCCGAGGAGUCGAUUGACUCGACUGAUGCGGAAAUUCGCAAAGUCGAUGACAACAUGAACGGGGUGGCAGGAAGGGGCGGUAAAGAGGAAAAUAUGUAAGUUCACCUCCGCGAUACGAGAGGUCCACUCCAUAGAUGCUGUAGCGAUAUCACAUAUACUACAGUUGCACGUCAAGUCCUCAGUCGGGCUGCGAUGGACUUUACUAUGUCAACCUUUUUUGAGAAUGGGC